This is a messenger RNA of Gastrolobium bilobum, 285 nucleotides long. RefSeq names its product protein SLE3-like. The record is from RefSeq and is a predicted model, not a curated record. Gene Ontology annotation, cellular component: cytosol. The transcript is spliced from 2 exons. Gene Ontology annotation, biological process: response to abscisic acid. NCBI's taxonomy places the organism in Eukaryota, Viridiplantae, Streptophyta, Magnoliopsida, Fabales, Fabaceae. Bases 1 to 285 code for a protein of 94 amino acids.
AUGGCAUCUGAUCAACAAAAACGACAAGAACUUGACGAAAGGGCAAGGCAUGGAGAAACUGUAGUUCCUGGUGGUACUGGUGGCAAGAGCCUUGAGGCUCAGGAACAUCUUGCUGAAGGAAGGAGCAAAGGAGGACACACAAGGAAGGAGCAGCUGGGGACAGAAGGGUACCAGGAGAUGGGACGCAAAGGUGGGCUGAGCACUACGGACAAGUCAGGAGGAGAGCGAGCUGAAGAGGAAGGCAUUGACAUCGAUGAAUCCAAGUUCAGGACUAGGAACAAGUGA